This is a messenger RNA of Acaulospora morrowiae, 282 nucleotides long. Lineage: Eukaryota; Fungi; Glomeromycota; Glomeromycetes; Diversisporales; Acaulosporaceae. The record is from the annotation of a GenBank genome assembly.
AUGCAAGCAAUUGUCGAAUGGAGGGGUCAUUUCAUGUUAGAAGUCAAGUUGUCGGUUUCCACAUUCUUAGCGGUGACUAACAAUUUGGAUGUCCAAUUCAGCAAAGAAUAUACAAGAUCUUGUGAAUUCGGAGAAUCUCGUAGGGUAUGUUCGGCUAUCACAAAUUUGGCUCGGCUUUCGGCUAAAACAAAUCAGAUCUCCGACCAUUCUUUGAAUACUUAUCUAGAUCCUCGUUCUCGCGGUGCGGUGUCUUACCACAGUUCUCCAUCAGAUGGCACAUAA